This is a messenger RNA of Phlebotomus papatasi, 3835 nucleotides long. It is a transcript of the gene Oseg4, whose product is annotated as WD repeat-containing protein 35. Gene Ontology annotation, cellular component: intraciliary transport particle A; non-motile cilium. The coding region runs from base 140 to 3766 and encodes 1208 amino acids. Gene Ontology annotation, molecular function: protein binding. The record is from RefSeq and is a predicted model, not a curated record. Lineage: Eukaryota; Metazoa; Arthropoda; Insecta; Diptera; Psychodidae. Gene Ontology annotation, biological process: protein localization to cilium; intraciliary retrograde transport; non-motile cilium assembly. The transcript is spliced from 8 exons.
GCGCGGCAAACGAGCUUAUUGAGCAGCAAGUGCUCUCAAGAGUGGAAGAAGUCAUCCGAUUACGGCCCUGAUCUUCACCUUUCCUCUGUGCCUUCUUGUUCGCGAUCACCUGUCUUGGAGAACGUCAAUUGGAAGCGUGAUGUUUGUCUACCUCAGUAAAAAGAUUGCAAUACCCAACAACACCCGGUUGAAUUGCAUCUCAUGGAAUAGAGAUCAGGGAUAUGUAGCAGUGGGUGGAGAUGAUGGUCUGCUGAAGGUGCUGAAACUCGAGGCAGCGACUCAGGGUGGACAAGCACGCGGGGGUCUUGCUGCACCAAGUAAUUUGUCCAUGAAUCAGACCUUGGAUGGACACAAAGCUUCUGUCCAAGUGGUCUGCUGGAAUGAAUCUCAAAAGAAAUUGACCUCAUCGUCAGCUGAUGGGGUCAUAAUGGUCUGGAUGCUGUACAAGGGGUCUUGGUACGAGGAGAUGACUAAUGAUCGUAAAAAGUCAACGGUCAAGGGGAUGGCUUGGACGAAGGAUGGCCAGAAAAUUUGCAUCGUUUACGAGGAUGGAGCUAUAAUUGUGGGUUCUGUGGAUGGCAAUAGGAUCUGGGGAAAAGAACUGAAAGGAACACCAUUAACUGGUGUUCAGUGGAGUCCAGAUGGACGCCUCUUGCUCUUCAGUGUUCGAAAUGGAGAAUUGCAUCUCUAUGAUAAUCAAGGAGCUUUUGUGAUGCGCCUUCAUAUCCAGUGCGUGAAUCUUGGACCCUCCAGAGCUAUAUCAAUAGCUUCCUGUGUCUGGUAUUCUGGAGAAGCACCUGUAAAUAUACCGGUUUUGGCUGUUCUCUAUGAAAAUGGGAAGAUGCAAUUGAUGCGCAAUGAGAAUGAUGACUUGCCCAUUAUAGUGGACACUCAAAUGCAGGCUAUCGCUUGCCAAUGGAAUCAUGAUGGAUCAAUCUUGGCCGUUUGUGGAAUGAAAUCUUCAAUCUCUGACAAAGAAUCAAAUCAAGCCAUGUUCUACUCAGCCUAUGGAGUUCAUCUCCGCACUCUUAAAAUUCCUGGAAGAGAAGUGACGUCAUUGGCAUGGGAAGGAAGAUCGCUUAGGAUUGCUUUUGCCGUAGACUCCUUCAUUUAUUUCGCCAAUAUUCGACCAGAUUACAUGUGGUGCUCCUUCUCACGCACAGUGACCUUCCUUCAAGCGGAAUCUGGCCGAGAUGGAGCUACUUUCACAUUCUGGGAUACUCUUUCAAAUCAGUCAUUCAGUAAGAAAGUCGAUCCACCUUUGAGUAUUGCUGCUUCGGCGGAUCAUUGCGUGAUUGCUGUUGAAGCACCUCAAUUGAGCACCCGCGAUACAAAUGUAUCAGUUGAAAACAAUUUUGCUGAAAAUUCAAUGUUCCAGCUUCUUGUUUGCAACUCCAUGAGUACUACGGUGGAUUCCAGGUACAUUGACCUCUUGCCCCAUUUUGUGGCCAUGAAUAGCAGCCACGUGGUUGUAGCAUCCAAAGAACAGUUCCUUCUCUGGCCAUAUCGAACUCCAAAGGGCGUUUCUGCCCUACCCAGUACCAAGGCACGCAAGGAACGUCGUUUCCAUGUAGAUGAUACGCCUUCCGGUGUCCUUGAUGUGAUCAAUGAUCUUGGAUACGAAGAUCCUGUUACAAAGGCAUCUGGAAAUACCACCACUACAGAUGCAAUAUGUUCCUUGGCAAUGUCUGAUAAGAUUCUCCUGGUGGGCAGAGAAAGUGGCGCAAUUCAGGAGUAUAGUAUUCCAAAUGUGGCCCUCUUGCAUCGAUACAAAGCUCCUGGUCGGGCAUAUAAGAUUGCCGUGAACAGCAAUAGUACUCGAGUGGCAAUAAUUGACUGUACCGGAACUCUCACAACACUGGCUUUAGGUGGUCGAGAGACUCCUGGGGCACAAGUGGAGCGCAAAGAUGUGUGGGCUAUGAGUUGGGCCAGAGACAAUCCCCAACUCUUGGCUAUUAUGGAGAAAACACGAAUGUAUGUCCUCCGUGGAGCUGAUCCUGAGGAACCAAUCUCAUGCUCAGGCUACAUCUGCAAUUUUCAGGAUCUAGAAAUCACCGGAGUACUUUUAGAUGAUAUUGUAAGUGGUAAUGCAAUCCCCAAUAGUGCUGAUCAUCUCCUCCAGCUUCGGGUGAAAUCCUUAAGAGAUACAGAAGAGCUACUCAAUCAUGUGGGUAUUGCUGAAGCUAAGCAAUUUAUCGAAGAUAAUCCCCAUCCUAGACUAUGGCGUCUUCUGGCUGAAGCCUGUCUCAAGAAGCUGGACCUUGAGACAGCCGAAGCAGCCUUUGUGAGAUGCACUAACUACCCUGGAUUGCAGCUAAUUAAACGUCUGACAACUAUUCAGAGUGAAAAUCUGAGAAAAGCUGAAGUUGCAGCAUUUUUUGGGGACUUUGAUGAGGCUGAGAAACUCUAUACAGAUGCUGAUCGGAGAGAUUUAGCCAUCACACUGCGACAGACACUGUGUGAUUGGUUCAGAACAGUGCAACUGUACAGAAUGGGUCCUGGAAUUUCUGACCAACAGAUGGAGCAGGCCUGGAGGGAGAUUGGUCACCAUUUUGCUAAUCUGAGAUCUUGGGAAAAUGCUCGGGAAUACUAUGAAAAAGCCCAUUAUGUAGAGGGCUUGAUGGAGGCUCUAUAUCAACUUGAGUUGUAUGAAGACUUGGAAGCUUGCGUAAAUCGACUUCCUGAAGGAUCUCCGCUUCUUGGUCGCUUGGGUCACAUGCUUUCCUCAGUGGGAAUGUGCGAUGCUGCUGUUGGUGCAUUUUUGCGUCUGGGAGAUGUUAAAUCUGCAGUGAAUUGCUGCGUGGCUUUGCGACAGUGGGGAGCUGCCGUAGAAUUGGCUCAGAAGUACCGAAUGCCUCAAAUUGGAGCACUUUUGGCUAAGCAUGCAGCUCAAUUGCUCCAAGAUGGACGACUACCAGAAGCUGUGGAGCUUCAACGAAAAGCCGGAAGGUAUUUGGAUGCAGCUAGGCUUCUAGUGAGUCUAGCAAGUGACGAAGUGGCACGGAAGGCUGAUUGUCUCCUUAUCAAAAAACUCUACGUACUUGCGGGUCUUUUGACUGAAGAUCAUUUGAGUGUCCAGUGCUCACUUACGGGUAACAGUCGCGCUACAGUCAUGAGCCACCUGGCCCCAGAAGAUGCUCUACUGAUUGAAAAGAUCUGGCAAUUUGCAGAAGGAUACCAUUUCCUCUUACUGGCUAAACGUCAACUAAAAUCCGGAUUGAUUAAAUCUGCUGUUCUAACGUCCCUCCGACUACGCGAUUACGACAAUAUCUUAGAUCCCGAGGAGAUAUACAGUCUCCUAGCCCUGGCAAGUUGUGCCGAUAGAUCGUUUUCCAUUGCAAGUCGAGCUUUUAUUAAACUUGAAGCCCUGGAUCUGCCAGAGACUAAAAGGGCAGAUUUUGAAGAACUUGCAGUUGAAAUUUUCUCGCGAAAUGAACCGAAGGAUUCUCAAUCAGACAAAACGACCUGUUUCACGUGUGAAGCACUUGUUGCGGACACAUGCACAUCCUGCCCACAUUGUGGCACGCGGUUUCCGGCAUGUGUGGCCUCAGGAAAGGCUCUAGUGAAUCCCACGGAAGCCUGGUUGUGCUCUGUAUGUCAUCAUCUAGCCAGUCCAGGCGAUAUCGCCACGAGACGAUCCUGUCCAUUGUGUCAUGGUAUCAUCGGAGCUACAUCUUCGGGGGCGAGAGACAUAAUUGUAGGAUAUGAAAAGUGGCUAGAUCUCAAAGAAAAUGACCAAUACGAAAAGAACCACUAUUAUACUUAGACAUGUAAAAAGAAUCAUAAAAUGUUCUUAUUAAAUGUUUUAAAUUUUAAAUAAAUAAAACAUAGCAUA